CUGGAAAACUUUCCCUCUCCUUCACCGUCAGAGUUGGAGAUGACGUCACUUUGCCUUGUGAAAAUGUGAUAGACGGUCAGCAAGAAUGUGAAAAUACUAUAUGGCUCUUUGUUGAUUCAGGAAACACAGCAGCAGUACAGCUGGCUAAACUUGGGCAGAUUGUUGAAAACACCAAAGCUAAAUCAGACAGACUGAGUGUUACAGAGAACUGUUCUCUGGUUAUAAAGAAGGUCACAGUCGAGGAUGUUGGUCGUUACACCUGCAGACAGUUCAUAUCAGGACAACAAGUUCCAGACUCUCAGGUUUAUCUGUCUGUUAUUACCAUGACUGAACGUAAGGACGCUGAUAAGGAGACAUUGUGGUGCUCUGUGUUGAAAUAUAGACAGUUCUGUAGUCACACAGUGAAGUGGCUGUAUGAGGGUAAAGAUGUGGACAAAGAUAACAAAGACAUGAAGACAUGGCAGGCUGACUGCUACGCCGCUGUGUCUUUCCUGGAUUCUCAUUUUAGUUACAAAUCAAAGUCUAACUUGAAGUGUGAAGUGACAGAUGGUGACUCUGGAAAAGUGCAGCUGUUCACCUUCAGCCCUCAGUCCUCAGGUGAGAAAACAGGUGACGCACAAACAACAACAACAACAACAACAACUGAAAACACAAAAUCAGUGACAGCCACAACAACAACCAAUGAAACCUCAAUAAAACUACAAGGUUUGCUGGUCAAGGUGUUUCUGGGAGUUGCAGCUCUCUUAAUAACUGUUGUUAUUGUUGUUGCUCUCAUCAGAUGGAAGAAAACUAAAGGAAAAAAACCCCAGAUGGAUGAAAACACUGGACGGAGCUUAAACCCUGCAGUGAGUCCAGAAAGCAGUCAGGACACGGCUGAUCCUGAAGAUGGUGUUUCCUACGCCUCCAUCAGCUACACCAGGAAGACCAACAGUAAAGGCCGGGUUCUGGGUAAAGAUGGUGAUGAUGAAGAUGAUGCAGUGACCUACAGCAGCGUGAAAGCUUCCUUCUCAGCUGAUCCCAGCGACCUCUACGCCACCGUCAACAAACCAAACAAAUAAGAGACCACAGUGUAGUUACAGCUCAUAUCAUUACAAUUCAUUGAUAACUGAUAAAUGUUUUUAUUAGACUUAUUUUAUGAUCAUUUUCAGGAUUUAUUGCUGUAAAAAGCCUUUUAGUCCAGAAGGGGGUGCAGUAGGUUAACUAGUAGCACAAUAACAACAUUAUCUGGCUGCUUGAAAUGUAACUGAACAUAAUAUAUGGGACAUUUAGCUUGAUGAACUUGCUGUCAGGCACUUUAAUGUGCUAGUGCUGUGUUGUAGUUAAACAUGUAUUAGUUUUUACUGUUAUUUCUGUAUCAGCUGUUAUUGUUUGAUAUGCAGUCAUUUUAACAUCUAUAUCUCUGUUCAGGUUAUUUUUUAUGUUCUGUUAUGAAAGUAAUUUAAAGCAAACUCAGAGGAAGUGGGACAGCGCUCAUCUUGAUUGAGUCUCUUUUGAGAGUUGAAUCAAACAGCUGAAUGAGAGGAAAAUGUGGAAACACACAAGUGUUAAAGUUUCACCGGUGUUAAUUCCAGAUACCAGCUCAUGUCAGCCAUAAGAAAAGAAGGUCUGUCUGUAGUUUUUCAGUGAUAUCACUUAUUAUUAAAUCAAUUUUUACUGCC
This is a messenger RNA of Micropterus dolomieu (smallmouth bass), 1658 nucleotides long. RefSeq lists its product as uncharacterized. The record is from RefSeq and is a predicted model, not a curated record. The transcript is spliced from 8 exons. The coding region runs from base 324 to 1058 and encodes 244 amino acids. Lineage: Eukaryota; Metazoa; Chordata; Actinopteri; Centrarchiformes; Centrarchidae.